This is a messenger RNA of Sesamum indicum (sesame), 1028 nucleotides long. RefSeq names its product putative histone H2A variant 3. NCBI's taxonomy places the organism in Eukaryota, Viridiplantae, Streptophyta, Magnoliopsida, Lamiales, Pedaliaceae. Gene Ontology annotation, molecular function: protein heterodimerization activity; structural constituent of chromatin; DNA binding. The record is from RefSeq and is a predicted model, not a curated record. Gene Ontology annotation, cellular component: nucleosome.
CCGUAAAAUCUCCAAAAUCCCAAUCCAAACAGUUCCCUCUUCAUAGAGAGAGAGAGAGAGAGAGGUACUCGAUUAUCUUUCAUCUUCCUCCCGUGACGCUUUCGAUUUUUCUUUCUUGCUUUCUCAAUUCGUGAACAAUCGUUAGAUCUGUGUAAAGAAGUAAAAUGUCGGGGAAAGGGGCGAAGGGAUUGUUGACGGGGAAAACUCCAGCGUCCAAGGACAAAGAUAAGGACAAGAAGAAACCCAUCUCUCGGUCUUCUCGUGCUGGACUUCAGUUUCCUGUCGGACGUAUCCACCGACUUCUGAAGGAACGAGUUACAGCUCAUGGAAGAGUGGGUGCUACAGCUGCUGUCUAUUCUGCUGCCAUUUUAGAGUACCUAACUGCUGAAGUGUUGGAGUUGGCUGGAAAUGCUAGUAAGGAUUUGAAGGUGAAGCGUAUAACACCUCGGCAUCUGCAGCUUGCUAUACGUGGUGAUGAGGAACUUGAUACCCUCAUAAAAGGAACCAUAGCUGGUGGUGGUGUGAUCCCACAUAUACACAAGUCACUGAUCAACAAGUCCUCCAAGGAAUAAACUAUAUAGUAUCAUUCGCACUGUUCUGUUGACCGUGGAUGAGAUGGCAAUUGACAGAUCUGUGGGGGUUAAGAUUUUAGGCUUAGGCUGUCUAAAUUUUAGAUGUUUUAUUUGUGUCAUGUUGUGAAGCUGAAACCGGUUGAUUGAAUUCUGUUUAAGAGUUCAAGAGACAUUUGGCCGUAGGCUUCAUUUCAAAUGUAUUACAUAAAUGCACUCAUGCAACAUGGACAUACUGUUUGUUUUCUGUGAAGUGUGAUACAGAGUCAUGAUUGCAAUUAUUUUUAUUUGUUUGGUCAGGUGAUGAGCUACUGUAGUUAGGUAUGGUCAUUGUUGCUAGUAUGUUUCUGUAUGUCUCUGAUUUUUGCACUUUAAGAUUUCAGCUAGCCAGGUGGGUUUGUGAUUGUAUAGCUCCGGUGAGACUACCCAGUGAAUGAAUUUUGUACUGAUGCAGCUGUG